Molecule: messenger RNA, 1492 nt
Organism: Euleptes europaea (tarantolino)
Lineage: Eukaryota; Metazoa; Chordata; Lepidosauria; Squamata; Sphaerodactylidae
Gene: POFUT3
Product: fucosyltransferase 10
Exons: 4
Coding region: 56-1492 (478 amino acids)
Cellular component (GO): Golgi membrane
Molecular function (GO): alpha-(1->3)-fucosyltransferase activity
Source: RefSeq, a predicted model, not a curated record
AUGCAAAGGAACCCUGAAGCAUCAAUGCUUGCUCUUCGUGCCUGAACAUUAAGGGAUGAAUGCAAUCAGGAAGAAGAGAUUUUGGGCAUCCUGUUUCUGCGUGAUGGCCUUUUUCUUCCUUCUCGUCACUCUCCAGGUGGUUGUGGAACUUGGAAAGUCGGAAAGGCUGGAGACUAAAAGCUCAAUUUCACAAAAAGGUGCAUUCAAAGAGGAAGAACAUCAGAAAGAUGCAAGCUUGUUGGUAAAGAAACCAGAUUUUUCCAGCACUACAAAGACAAUCAUGAACAAAGAUAGCCACCCUGUCUUGGUUUGGUGGUCUCCACUGACGGGCGAGACCGGACGACUUGGUCAGUGUGGUCAAGAUGCUUGCUUCUUUACUAUCAACAGGACCUAUCAGUACAAUCCUAUGACUAAAGCAUUUCUCUUCUAUGGUACAGACUUCAGUAUUGAUGCCUUACCUCUUCCCCGUAAAGCCCAUCAUGACUGGGCCCUUUUCCACGAGGAGUCACCCAAAAAUAACUACAAGCUCUUCCAGAGACCAGCGAUCACUUUGUUCAACUACACGGCGACAUUCAGCCGCCACUCACACUUACCCCUCACCACCCAGUACCUUGAAAGUAUUGAAGCCUUAAAGUCCCUGAGGUACAUGAUCCCUUUGCAAGAGAAGAACAGUUUGAGAAAGAGACUCGCUCCGCUGGUCUACGUGCAGUCAGACUGUGAUCCCCCCUCCGACAGGGACACCUACGUGAGGGAGCUGAUGACCCACAUUGAGGUGGACUCUUACGGAGCCUGUUUGCAUAACAGAGAUCUUCCGGAGCAUCUCAAAAACCCAGCGUUCAUGGACAGCGAUAACUUCUACAAGAUACUUGCCCAGUACAAAUUUGUCUUGGCUUUUGAGAAUGCCGUUUGUGAGGAUUACCUCACUGAAAAAUUGUGGAGACCACUGAAGCUGGGGGUGGUCCCUGUUUAUUAUGGCUCCCCCAGCAUCACAGACUGGCUUCCCAGCAAUAAAAGUGCUAUCCUGGUGGCAGGAUUCGCACACCCCAAGGAGCUGGCGGGGUACAUCAAGGCUUUGGAUGCGGAUGACAAGGAGUACGAAAGCUACCUCGAGUGGAAAUUAACAGGCCGCAUCUCCAAUGAACAACUGCUCACUGCUAUGAGAGAGCGCACCUGGGGAGUGCAGGAUAUCAUGAAGGACAAUUACAUCGAUGCUUUCGAGUGCAUGGUGUGUGCUAAUGUGUGGGAAAACAUCAGGAGAGAAGCAAAGGGAAUGUUACCAAGAAGGUGGAAUGCUGAAGCCAGUCACUUGAGCUGCCCCAGACCUGAAGGGUUUGUUUUUCCAUCUUCAAAUAAUCACAGAACGGCUCUACGAGACAUGUGGAUACCAAGUUUCGAGCAGUCCAAGAGUGAAGCAAAGGCCCUGAGGUGGCUGGUCGAAAAGAACCGAAAUUUCACCGCUCAGGAAUUUUGGACUCUUGUGUUCAGGGAAUGA